GCUUCAUCGACGUGACCCGGAAGAUCCCCCACGCGUGUCUGCGGGACUGUCCGGAGUUGAAAUCUUUUUUUUCCUUUCGGACUCUUUGCCCCGAAACGUGUCGGCGGAGGGUUUGAUGUUUCCCGCUGACAGACCGACCGCAGCCGGAGCUCACGGAGUUAGCCGCCACGCUAACACAUUAGCCUGAAAACACACACACACACACACACCAGGGUUGAUGAUGUCAUCAUCAGGGGACCAGCUGUGUCUGAACAUCACCAGUGACCCCUCCUCCUCCUCUUCCUCGUCCAGGAGGAAGCAGCUGUCAUCACAGGAGCGAUGGGCCCAGAGGAAGCAGAAGGCGAGGAAGAGGAAGCUGCCUUCCUCAGAGGAGAUGAGGAGCGGCUCCAAACAGAAGAGGCUGAGCAGGGAGGAGCCUCAGGAGGCUCCGCCCCCUCAGCCGCAGAGGAAAGCAGAGAAGAAGAAGAGAGAGGGGGAGGAGGGCGGGAAGGAGACGGGAAGGAGCAUCAAGACCUCCUCUCUGUUCAAGCACAACCCAGACAUCCCUCACCUGCACAGGCCGACUGUUUCCCAGCUGAAGGAGCAGAUCUUCACCUCCGACUCCUUCACUGACCUCGACCUGCACCCCCACCUGGUGGCGACUCUGAACAAAGUUCUGAAUGUUUCUACUUUGACCAGUGUUCAGAAACAGACGAUUCCAGCUCUGCUUUCAGGACGAGACGCUGUGGUCCGAUCUCAGACGGGAUCUGGGAAGACCCUGUGCUAUGCCGUCCCGGUGGUUCAGGGUCUCCAGUCGGUCCAGCCCAAGAUAACGAGAGCUGACGGGCCGCUGGCGCUCGUUAUCGUCCCCACCAGAGAGUUGGCUCUCCAGACGUUCCAGACGUUCCAGAAGCUUCUGAAGCCGUUCACCUGGAUCGUGCCCGGCGUGCUGAUGGGAGGAGAGAAGAGGAAAGCAGAGAAGGCCAGGCUUCGUAAAGGUAUCAACAUCCUGGUGUCGAAUCCGGGUCGCCUGGUGGAUCAUCUCAAACACACCCUGAGCAUCGCCUUCAGCGCCGUGAGGUGGCUGAUUCCUGGCGAGGCCGACCGGGUGUUGGAUCUUGGCUUUGAGAAGGAUCUCACCGUCAUCUUAAACAGUCUGAACUCUGCAGGACCGUCCCGACAGAACGUCCUGUGUGUGUGUGUGUGUGUGUCAGGCCUGUCUCGGUUAGCGGAUGUGUGCAUGAAUGACCCAGUAAACAUCCAGGUGUCAGGCCCCGCCCCCUCUGACCUCGUCACCCCUGUGACCGCUGACACCGCCCCAGCCGGCCAAUCAGAGAGCUUCGCCGUCCCGGAGGCCCUGAACCAGUUUGUGGUGGUGGUUCCCAGCAAGGUGCGCCUGGUCUGCCUGGCCGCAUUCAUACUGGACAAGUGUAAGCUCUCCCAGCACAGUAACAAGCUGAUCGUCUUCGUCUCGAGCUGCGAGGCCGUCGAGUUUCUCCUCUCCGUCUUCUCCUCCGUCCUCGGCGGGCCCUCGGCCAAUCACAGCCCUGCACUCAACUUCCUGCGUCUCCACGGCAACAUGAAGCAGGAGGAGCGGACAGAAGUGUUUCAGGAGUUUUCUGUCUGCACGUCUGGAGUCCUGCUGUGCACGGAUGUAGCAGCCAGAGGACUCGACCUUCCACAGGUUACUUGGAUAGUUCAGUACACCCCCCCCUCCUCAGCAGCAGAGUACGUGCAUCGCGUGGGGCGGACCGCUCGUAUCGGCGGCAGAGGAAGCAGCCUCCUCUUCCUCGCCCCCGCUGAGACCGCCUACCUCACCGAGCUGGCCAAUCACAACAUCAGCCUAUCAGAGAUGAAGCUCCUUGACAUCCUGUCCUGUCUGAUGCUGGAUGAUGCGUACAAGGGGCGGGGCAAGUACCACAGCAAGACCUCGUCCGUGGCUCUGGAUCAGGAGAUCAAAGAGCGAGCCACCGUCCUGCAGACCGAAUUCGAGAACUUUGUUCACGCCAACACACACAUGGUGCAGACAGCCAAGAAAGCCCUGCAGUCGUUCCUGCGAGCCUACACGGCGUACCCGGCCGCUCUCAAACACGUCUUCCACAUCCGCCGGCUGCACCUCGGCCACGCCGCCAAGAGCUUCGGCCUCAGAGACGCCCCGCACGACCUGGGGGCCCCGGGCGGCCCCAAGACCGCCAGGGGCCCUGGGACCAAGGCCCGGGCCAGGGGCCAGGCCCCAGGUAAAGGCACACAGAAGAGGUGAGCUCCCAUUGGCCGGUUU
Messenger RNA from Myripristis murdjan (pinecone soldierfish), 2257 nucleotides. It is a transcript of the gene ddx31, whose product is annotated as DEAD (Asp-Glu-Ala-Asp) box polypeptide 31. The record is from RefSeq and is a predicted model, not a curated record. Gene Ontology annotation, molecular function: RNA helicase activity; nucleic acid binding; ATP binding. NCBI's taxonomy places the organism in Eukaryota, Metazoa, Chordata, Actinopteri, Holocentriformes, Holocentridae.